Messenger RNA from Sinocyclocheilus anshuiensis, 566 nucleotides. RefSeq names its product high mobility group protein HMGI-C-like. Gene Ontology annotation, cellular component: chromatin; nucleus. Gene Ontology annotation, biological process: regulation of DNA-templated transcription. NCBI's taxonomy places the organism in Eukaryota, Metazoa, Chordata, Actinopteri, Cypriniformes, Cyprinidae. The record is from RefSeq and is a predicted model, not a curated record. The transcript has 4 exons. The coding region runs from base 165 to 566 and encodes 133 amino acids. Gene Ontology annotation, molecular function: transcription coregulator activity; DNA binding.
ACGUGCUUCUCACAAUACCGCGCUUUUAGUUUACAUUUUGCAUCCCCUUCAUGUGCGCACCGGUUUUAAACGCAUUGUUCUUGAUAAGCGCGCAUUGGUGAGCGCAAGACACUGACUACAGGAACAGAAGGUGCUUAAGACUCCGUUUGGAACUCACACACACGAUGAGCGCGCGCGAUGAGGAAGCCGCCGGCGAAGCUUCAGGAUCGCAGGAGCAAACCGAGCCCGAGCCUGCCCCUGCCGAGCCAAAGAAAAGGGGACCGGGUAGACCCAGGAAGCCGCAACAGGAACCCACAGGAGAGCCUGUCCCCAAACGACCGAGGGGACGCCCCAAAGGAAGCAAGAACAAGGGCCCCUCCAAAGCAGUGCAGAAGAAAGCUGAGACCACAGGGGAGAAAAGACCUAGAGGAAGACCCAGGAAAUGGACAUUUAGGACAGCCACCAAAGGCUCAUCAGGACUGCUUCAUCCGUCUAAGGCAUUCGUCAGGUUCAGAAUGACCCCUGUUGAGAUGGAUGCAUUGAGCAUCACGCUUUCAGAUGGGAAAUCCAGCAGUCAGAGGAUGUAG